CAAAGGAAAAAUAAUGAUAAUUUCCGUUAUAAAUAGGUGUUUCAGUCGUUAGUGAAUUACAAAUAAUAAGUUACAUAGACCCUAUAUAGUUAAAACAGAUAAAUUUACUACCCAGUUAGCAACUUCAUAUCAUAAUAAAAACACUAUUGAAAUCCGAAAAAAUUAUCCAUCCAUAAAAAAUUAUUAGUACACGAAAUUCAUCAUUAUUAAACAAUUGUAGUUAGCUCCAUUUUUUUUAGGAAAUUUUGUGAAAUAACUAUGUUUUUCAGUAUAGCUAUUUUAAAGAUUAUUUUAAUGACAAUAUAUUUCAAUUAUCUGUUCGCAUACAGAACAACAACAGGCGACGAAGAAAUGAAGCAUUAUUCUCAAGAUGCACUCACAGCUAUAUGUCAAAUGGAAUCGGAAGUUGCAAGAAAUGCUUUUAGAGACGCGAUCGAUUAUCGUACAAAUGAUCCGUACAUUGAAGAUUUAAUUGACAUUUGGUUGAGAAAAUGCAUUCGCUCAAAAAGUAAUAAUCCAAGAAGCAUACAGAAGCGCCCGUAUUAUGGCUGAGACUGAUUACAAUGAAUAUAGUGAAAAUGUACACAACUUAUUUCCAGUUGAUUGUUACUUUCUUUAUUGAAAAUAUACAACGAUAAAGCUUCUUAGUUACAA
Messenger RNA from Schistosoma guineensis, 654 nucleotides. The record is from the annotation of a GenBank genome assembly. Lineage: Eukaryota; Metazoa; Platyhelminthes; Trematoda; Strigeidida; Schistosomatidae.